GGCAAGGGGGCGGCGGCGGCCGAACUGAGCAACCAGCGUCGCUGCGAGAGGGGUGGGGGGGAGGCGGGAAGCAGCCCUUCUUCCUCUUUCCCCAGCAGCCCGGCUUCCCUUUGUGGGCCAGUGGACUCUCUGAGCGAGGGCGGGACGCUGGCGGGGAGGAGGGAGGCUGAGCCACCCUCUUCAGUGCCAUUGCACCAACAGCAGCAGCAAAACUUCUGAAGGUUUGGAGAAGAAAGUAAGAAAACUACGAAGGAGGACUAAAGAAGUAUUGUUGGGAGAGAUCUUGGUCACAGAUGAUCUUGGUCACAGGGGAGAGAGAUGACUGAUGACAUAUAAGGUGUUUUGAAUUGAUUGGAGAAUGGAAAUUCAGCAAAGAGGUGGAUGUACAUAUAUUCCAAGACUUGGAUCUAAAGGUGCCCUGCAUGAGGUGAUGGGUAUUUCACAUGAAAACAGGUAAUUAGCACUUAUUGAAAGUUCCAAGUGCCAAUAUGUAUCAUUCCAUUACUGAAACUAGUCAUCCUUUACAAACAGAAGAACAGGAAAUAGGCAUUGAUCCCUUGCAGAGCUUUGUGAACAAGCCUGAAGAAGAUGUGUCAAAUGAGAAUGGAAGAAUGCAUCAUACCUCCGAUUCUGAUGGAACAUUUCUUUCUUAUAGUAAAGAAUGGGAAGAAUUAUUUGUAAACAACAAUUACUUGGCAACAAUACGACUGAAGGGGAUUAAUGGGCAGCUGAGAAGCAGCAGGUUCCGUAGUGUUUGCUGGAAGCUGUUCCUGAAUGUUCUCCCUGCUGACAGAAGUCAAUGGAUCAAUAAAACAACAAAGUUAAGAACAUUAUAUGACAAGAUUAAAGAAAUACAUAUUACAAACCCUAGGAAAGCUGGACAGCAAGACUUGAUGAUCAACAACCCACUCUCACAAGAUGAAGGGAGUCUUUGGAAUAAAUUUUUUCAGGACAAAGAACUUCGUGGAAUGAUUGAACAAGAUGUGACAAGAACGUUUCCUGAAAUGCAGUAUUUCCAGGGAGAAAAUGUGAGAAAGAUUCUUACAGAUGUUCUUUUCUGUUAUGCUCGGGAAAAUGAGCAGUUACUUUAUAAACAGGGAAUGCACGAACUCUUAGCACCUAUUGUGUUUAUUUUGCAUUGUGACCACCAAGCUUUUCUGCAUGCAAGUGAAGCUGCACAACCAAGUGAGGAAAUGAAAGUUCUAUUGAAUCCUGAAUACCUGGAACAUGAUGCCUAUGCAAUGUUCACCCAUCUUAUGAAAACAGCUGAACACUGGUUUUCAACCUGUGAGCAUGACAGUCAAAAGGAAAAAGAUGCAAUGAUGACGCCUAUCCCUUUUGCACGACCACAAGAUUUAGGUCCAUCAAUUGCUAUUGUAGCAAAAGUAAACCAAAUUCAAGAUCAUUUGCUAAAGAAACAUGAUAUUGAACUCUACAUGCAUUUGAACAGGCUAGAGAUUGCUCCGCAGAUUUAUGGACUGCGAUGGGUAAGACUUCUGUUUGGACGAGAAUUUCCACUCCAGGACCUUCUUGUUGUCUGGGAUGCUUUAUUUGCUGACAGCAUUACUCUCAAUUUAGUCGACUACGUUUUCUUAGCUAUGUUGCUAUACAUUAGAGAUGCCUUGAUCUCAAGUAAUUAUCAGACCUGUUUGGGACUUCUGAUGCAUUAUCCACCUAUUGGAGAUGUCCAUUCACUGAUCUUGAGAGCUCUUUUUCUUAGAGAUCCAAAGAGAAAUCCAAGACCUGUGACUUACCAGUUUCAACAAAAUUUAGAUUAUUACAAAGCACGUGGAGCAGACUUGAUGAAUAAAACACGUGUCAGUGCUAAGGUUGCUCCACUGAACAUCAAUAAAGUUUCCAAUAGCUUAUUGAACUUUGGCCGAAAGCUAAUUUCCCCAGCUAUAACUUCAGGCAGUGCCUCUGGGCCUGUUGUAGGUAGCAGCGGUAGCUUUUCUUCUUCUGCAGUGCCCAUUAGGAGCACAGUGGAGCUUCCUCAGCAGCAGCAGCAGCAACAACAACAACAACAAAGAAUGAUGAAAUCUGAAAGUAUGCCUGUUCAACUAAGCAAAGGAGAUGUAAUUACAGGCAGUGAUACUCAAGUUUCGGUUCCUGUCCAGAAUUUAAGUGCCCUCCAAGGUACAGUUGCUACAGCAACUCAUGGGCAGAGUCCAAAAAAUGUCAGCUCUUCUCCAAGCAUUGAAAGUUUGUCUGGAGGGCGUGAAUACACAGGGUCUCCACCUUUGUCUGCAAGCAAGAAAGAAUCCUUUUUCAGUAGUAUUUCUCAUUCUCGCUCUCACAGCAGAAGUGUAAACAAAAAAGAGUCUGAAGAAGAACUAGAAGCUCAAAUUUCAUUUCUCCAAGGACAACUGAAUGAGCUGGAAGCCAUGUGCAAAUACUGUGCAAAGAUGAUGAAUACACAUCUUGGAAACAUUCAAGAAGUCAUCCUGCAGGAGCACUUGGAGAAAGAAGAUGAAAUUCUGGUUUCUUUGGCUGGGUUGAAGCAGAUCAAAGAUAUUCUGAAAGGUUCCCUCCGUUUCAAUCAGAGCCAGUUAGAGGCAGAGGAGAAUGAGCAAAUCACAAUAGAAGAUGAUCACUACUGUUCCAACAAUCAGAGCAAGGGAGCUAGUGAGACCACCAAAGGGCCUUCAGUCACAGAGCAGCACUUCCCUCCAACGCAGCAGGCUGUUGAUGAUACAAGUGGAACUUCUGACAUCAAACACACCAGUGACUUUAUCCUAGUUUCCAAAGAAGAGGAAGGAAAUGUUAGUGCUGCCCUGGAACAUGGGCAGACUAUGCCAACGUGCAAGGAGCUGACCACAAAGAAUGACGCCACGUGCCACUCUUCUUUAGUCUUUUCUGACCCACUAAUGGGUUCCAUGUCUGCCUCUUCUAGUAACCUCAGUUCCAGCCCUGAUGAUGACAGUAGCAACAACAGCAAGGAUUCUGACUUUACUAUCGUUAGCCCCUUGGAGAUCUAAGUACACUGUUCAGAAAGUAUGCUGUGAGGCUGGGUAUUGCACAUCUGCAUGUGUUCUGGUGCCCCAUGGGACUGGGGAUCUCUUUGAUUGUGAGGGGAAGUAAUAAAGCCUAAAUAUUCAGUCAGAGCACAGGUGUAGCAAAGGCAAUCCAUGUCAGCAUUUCACAUGAAAAUAAAAAUAGCAAAUGUGUAAUGAUUGCCUUUCGACAUGCACAUGUUAAUAUCAAAUCUAAUGUAUGAUGAAAGGUACAUGUAGAUUUACUUUGUUAGCUGCUGCUUGUAUAUUGAAAUAGUAACUUGUAGUCAUGUAGAACAACACACAAUUUAUAGUCUAAAGGAUUAAGAGGAAAGCAUCCUGCCCAAAUGUGGGGAAAGCAAAUCUAUAUUUUACCAAUUCAGAUCCUGAAAGAUUAUUUGGACCAGGGGAAAAGUAGGACAUGCCUUCUAAAAUAUGGCAGCUAGAAAAUAAGAGAAAUAAAUGUUAAAAAUAAAAAGAUUAAGGGUUAUAUUCUGGCCAUCUGUCAGGCACAGGGACAAUGGCUGGCCUCCUAAACAUCUCUCUGAUUUUUUUUUUUUUAAGUACGAUGGAUUUACACAUGACAGAAACGACUACAGUUCCUAUCAUGUAAAAUGAGAAAAACAUUGUAAGGUAUUACAAAUUUGACUCUUGGAUACACUGAAGCUUUAAGUCUCAAACAUGUUCCUUAACAAAAACUCCUCAAGUUGUAUUGUACAGUAUUGUCUGGAAUGUAUUUUUAUAGCUAUUUCAGGACCUCCACAAUCUCCUCAGGCCCAGGAACAAAGCCCAUUGAGGGUCAUAAUGCCGCAGAAUUCCUUGCUGAAACAGUUCCCUGUUGUUCUUUUUCUUAUUUUGAAUGCACACAGUCUACUUCAUAACACUGUUUCCAUAAAGGGCAAUAAGAUUCCUGGUUCUUUUAAUCCCAGUGAUGUCAUGUUUCACUGAAGAGCAAAUUUCUCUCACAAUAUUGGAGGAGGCUGAAGUAUGUCUGGAAGCAGCUUAAGCUGUUAGCACAAUAAAAGAAGAAUGCAAAGAAGAAUUAAUAUUUCAGUGCCUAGAACUAAUUCACAGUGAAUAAUGCUAAUGGAUUAGUGCUAAUGUUGCUUUCUAGCUUCUAGAGUCUAAAUUCAAAGUAGUUCUUGCUCUGAAUCUCACCAACACUGUCAAUGUGAGAAUAAGCAGAUGGUAACUUCAUGGUAGAGCUGAAAAUCUAGGCCUUACUGAGACAUCCUCACUUUUAAAUAGCUUUCUCUUCACAGGUAGCCAGGCUAAACUGUGUAUACAGCAUUGCCCUAGAUUACACUGACUAAUUUCACUCCCCCAAUGGAAGAAUUUGGACAUAAUGAGACUAAUAGGUGCAAGUCAUUGACCUGUUAGGGAUCUUUCACCUUAUCCUGGCAUUAGGGUUGGACAGAUUUAAACUUAAAACAGUUUCUAGCUAUUACUUUGAACACUGUAAAUCUACAGUGGGCGCAUCUAACCAAGAAACACUUUGGUGUCCAGCUAUACCCACCCAUGCAUUUUUGUGUGGAAAUAUGCCAUGAUGAGAUUUCUCUAGGGGCACUGGUUCGAUGAGAGGGGGCAAUAGUUCAAUGGUAUCAGCUCUAAAAAAUAUCUAAUUCUCUCUCUCUCACACACACACACGGUUUGCUGCUACACUAGGAAAUGAAAAUAUCUUACCCAUUAAAAGUUUAACCAUUAGGAAGGAUCAUGUUUUUAUUAAGGAUUUUUCACUUCAUUAUCUCUAGGUCCUUUGCUGGUAUCAAAAACAAGUUGCUUAUAUGUACGCAGUCUACGUUUCCCCCGUUUUGUAGGAUGAUGCUUGUAAAGGAUAUUUUCCAAAGCUGUGUUAACAAGUAAAUUGCAGUGCUCCUGCACUUCAUUUUUACUAGACAUUCACAGAAUGACCACAACCAUGCCACAGUGAUAGGUCAUGAAGAUGUUAAUGAUUAAAAGCCGUUGUAACUCUCAUUAAGAAUACUUCUCCUCAUCCACAGAACCAGUCGUGCUGAACCAAACCUCAGUCUGACCCCAGGGCCUCAGAAUAUCUUGCCACAUAUAGUUCUCGUGAUAACUUUAGUUCAGUCACUCUGUGGUCAGUGCCGAUCAAAUUGACAUUUGGGGUCUUGGGCAAAGGAAUAUUCACAACACCUUGGCCAGAAGUGAGUGGAGUGAUUUGUUCAGUAAGUUGGAUCUCCAAGAAUCCACUCGACUCUCCCAGAAUUCAGUUGGGUUUGCAAUGCAAUAGUACACUUUUGUGUCUAUUAGUGUCUUUCGCAAAAGGCAAACAUUAGCAUGUGACCACUGUUACAUGGUGGCCUGAUCACAACUAUAUAUUCCAAAACAAUCAAUAAAUUCUUCGCAAAAAGAGGUCCCUGUGCCUUGUAAAUGUGGAAGUAAUCCCGAGAGGCUGUGCACAAAGCAUAACAGUAUGUACAGUUGCAGGGUGAUGUACAGAACAGUCCAGUGACUGCUAAUCUGGAUGAAUGAUUGAAAAGCAUCUUGUGGUUAUGCAAGGCGUCUGUGCCGGCUUAAAUUAGCACUCCUUUUCAUUUAAACAUUCACAGUAAGCCACCUCAAGACUCAGCCUUAUGGUCUGCGUACAGGUUUAUUUCAUUUCCUUGGAUAUGUAAGGAUGCCAAGAGAGGAUUACAUUGCUGGUGAUUAAUUUUAGUCCUCUAAACAUCACUAACCUACUCCUUUCUGCCUAGAUGUGUAGCUGUUAUGACACGGGGCAAGUGCCAUUACGAGUGAACUGCUAUUUAAGAGUGGGAAACCUAGCAAGAGGGAAACUGGAGAAUGAUAGAUCAUAUGUCACCAUGUGGGGGGAAGCCUGAGUGUUUUGUAACUUUUUAAAUUAUUGACUCUACAUUUGCUGUCUACUGAUUUCAGGGAUCGUGUUUUGUUGUCAAAGCAGUCUCAGUGCCAUGAAACCGUUAUUUUGCAAUACAGCUGAUUUUUGUGUGUGUGAUUUUUUUUUAACACGUUUGCUUUAGUUAGUAUAUCUUUAGUUCCUUCAUGCCUGCAAUAAUCUUUGAUUUCGGAAAAUAAACAGGGCUAAACUGAUAGAGACAGAUGAAACCUGAGAAACUAACUCCAUUAAGGGAGCUAACUGGUAAUAUCAUGUCCCAGUGUAUCUCAAUUAUAUAAUGGACUCUACUGUUUGAUAAUGCUGGAAGUAUUUGGUUUUUGUAUACACAUUAACCCCAAAAGAUUAGCAUGUUCGGUCACAAUAAUCCCAUAUUGCCUUACAUUACAUUUAUUCUAAGAGCGCAAUUCCCACUUUAAAACACCAGAUUAUUCAGCCUUUUAAAGAUAACCUGCUCAUAUUGUUCAUAGAUAAGGGUACUCUUAUAGAAAAUAAUAUGUGGUAUACAUCUCUGAUUAGGGCUAACAUGCAAGACUCUAGAACCUUUUUUCAGCGUAUUACAGACUCAACUGAUUUGCUUGCAUCUUUACCAUAUGACUGUUCCAAGGCUUUUGCAUGUAAUGUCAAUCACGUUACUGCAGAAUGGUGAUUACCAUAUAUUGACUGGGUGUAUUGAUUUAACUGUGGAAAUUUGUAUCUUUCCUCUAGAAGAAUAUCUAGCCUACUUUAUUAAAGAAAGAAUUAACAUGCAAACUG
This is a messenger RNA of Hemicordylus capensis (graceful crag lizard), 6621 nucleotides long. RefSeq names its product TBC1 domain family member 5 (gene TBC1D5). The transcript is spliced from 24 exons. Bases 489 to 2978 code for a protein of 829 amino acids. Gene Ontology annotation, biological process: activation of GTPase activity. The record is from RefSeq and is a predicted model, not a curated record. NCBI's taxonomy places the organism in Eukaryota, Metazoa, Chordata, Lepidosauria, Squamata, Cordylidae. Gene Ontology annotation, molecular function: GTPase activator activity.